GAGAAUUUGAACAAGUGAGUUGAAAAGUAGCGCACACACACAAAAGCAGAAAUUGUGUGGUUGUUAAUGCGUUAAACAAAUCGCCAAAAUAAUAAACAAGUCACCAAAAUUAUCUUGUUGUGUAUGAUAGUAACUUUGUCGGACAGAGGGAGUAAAAAUUUGUUUUACGCUCAAGAUUACAGUGUCUAGAAGUGUGACUGCUUGUUUAAUCUGCUUUCUAACAGGCCCUGGCGAAGACAUUGACCAUACCACAAUUAGCUUACCUCAAGGAGCAAUUCACGUUAUUAGGGCCAAGCAAAAAUGGGAAUAUAUCUCUACAAAACUUUAAAAUGGCUGUGACUAAGAACUCAACUGACGCAAUGAAGGAUUCUAGGGUCUUGGAAUUUGUUAGCACGGUGAGUUCUCUCCAAUAUAGGAAGUUGGAUUUCGAGGAAUUCUGUGCUGCAGCAAUAAGUGUUCAUCAGCUAGAAGGAAUGGAAAGCUGGGAACAGCAUGCUCGACGGGGCUAUGAGUUUUUUGAAAAAGACGGGAACAGACCUAUUAUGAUAGAAGAACUUGCCUCAGAGCUCGGACUUAGUCCUUCGGUUCCAGUUCAUGUAGUUCUGCAGGACUGGAUAAGACAUUCUGACGGAAAGCUCAGCUUCUUGGGGUUUGUCAGGCUUCUGCACGGUCUCUCAGCCCGAGCCCUCCAAAAGGCUUGAUCAUCCUGCUCGACUAAAUGAAAUGCAUCCAUCUUUGAACUAAUCCAUGUCAGAGAUAGAGUUCUUCGUGUCCAACGGGGGAGCCUACGCCACGCCUUUACUAUUGACAGGGCUGGUCAAGGAUAUGAUCAAGCUACAGCUUAAUUCGAUCAUUCAAAGCCAUUUGCAGCAUAUUCAGUUGUGAGCAUGCAUCUCUGGGUUUCUCAGAAAUUUUUAUUUUUCUUGCAUAUUAUCUGGUGCCAUCAGAUGUAGAGGAUUGUACAGAGGAAGGGUAGGUUAAAAAGUGUAUGUAGAUGAUUUAAGCUCAGCACUGCACUGAAAUUAAAUGAGUUUCUGUGGCUUUGGAUGUAUUCCUUGUGCACUCAACUUUCUGAAUAAAAAUUUAAAUUUGUUGUGGCCCA
Messenger RNA from Ipomoea triloba (trilobed morning glory), 1102 nucleotides. RefSeq names its product CDPK-related kinase 1-like. The record is from RefSeq and is a predicted model, not a curated record. The transcript is spliced from 4 exons. Lineage: Eukaryota; Viridiplantae; Streptophyta; Magnoliopsida; Solanales; Convolvulaceae. Bases 330 to 701 code for a protein of 123 amino acids.